Molecule: messenger RNA, 858 nt
Organism: Ilyonectria robusta
Lineage: Eukaryota; Fungi; Ascomycota; Sordariomycetes; Hypocreales; Nectriaceae
Product: class II aldolase/adducin domain protein
Exons: 3
Coding region: 1-858 (285 amino acids)
Cellular component (GO): cytoskeleton
Molecular function (GO): actin filament binding
Source: RefSeq, a predicted model, not a curated record
AUGUCCUCAACAACAACUAAAACAUAUGCAAGCGGGGACCCCCGCCUAGCCAUUGUGGACGAUGAAGCCGAGCAAGCGCCCAAGUUCGACGACCCCUACGAAGAGCGCAAAUACCUCAAGCAUCGCCUUGCUCUUGCCUUUCGCGUGUUUUCCAACUUUGGGCUCGCGGAAGGUGUUGCUGGGCAUAUCACUGUCAGAGAUCCGGUCGAUUGCAACAGCUUUUGGGUAAAUCCUUUUGGUAUGCAUUUCUCGCUCAUUCGAGACGAAGACCUCAUUCGUGUGGAUCAUGACGGCAAAGUCGUCGAUGGUGGCAAGAACAGGAGGUUAAACUAUGCCGCCUACGCCAUCCAUGCCGAGAUCCACAAGGCACGCCCAGACGUGCUAUGUGCGGCCCAUUCACACAGCACUUAUGGACGAGCCUUCAGUGCCACGGGGCGGUCGCUGCAAAUGAUAACCCAAGACUUUUGUGUCUUCUGGAAAGACCAUAUUCUGUGGUCCAAUUUUGCUGGCCUCGUUCUGGCCCCCGCUGAAGGCAAGGCGAUUGCUGCGGCGUUGGGGAAUAGGAAGGCAGCGAUACUUGGAAAUCACGGAAUCAUGACUCUGGGGCCUACUAUUGAAGCCACUGUUGCAUGGUUUGUGUUGUUUGAGCGAUGUUGUCAGAUACAGUUACUCGCCGAUGCGAGCGCUGCCGGCUCGGGGCAGCCGCUCGUGACUAUUGGUGAAGAGGAGGCUCAAUCUACUUGGGAGGCUGUUGGAACAACGGGAAAUGGGUAUUUCCAGGGAUUGCCACUCUUCCAAGUCGCAGAGCGAGAGUUCGGAGAGAGAACGCUACUGGGUAAGGGUUUAAAAGCACUGUAG